Penaeus indicus is the source of this 1506-nucleotide messenger RNA. RefSeq names its product FHF complex subunit HOOK interacting protein 2A-like. Bases 129 to 1292 code for a protein of 387 amino acids. The record is from RefSeq and is a predicted model, not a curated record. The transcript has 9 exons. Lineage: Eukaryota; Metazoa; Arthropoda; Malacostraca; Decapoda; Penaeidae.
CAGAGGAGAUGCCUUGGAAGGGAGUGAUAGUGAAGAGGAAGAUGAUGUGGGAGAAUUCCCAGGGAGAAGAGAAGUGAUUGCCUUCUUAAAUUGGCUAACAUUCUGUGAUAAGUUUGUGGGUGCAUGCGAUGGCACUUUUAGGUUCAAGUAUCUGCAGUACCAUAAGAGAGGUGUUCUUAGAAGGUGUCCUACGUGGAAUGCUAAAUAAUGAAGAUGAGGAUACAGUAUCUCUUUACCUGGCAAUCACAGCCAAGAUCAUCACCUCUGUUUCAUCACCACUCCUUGUUAACAGUACAAUAUCUUGGUUGAGUGAAGAUAGUGUGGAGUUGGAAGGGGAUGAAUGUGCCAUGAGACACCAUGUGAUGAAGCUGUGUCAGCAACCCCCUCACCACUUACAAAUACAGGCCCUCAGAUUGCUGCAGGUUAUGAUAGAGAAACCAGGCAGCAUGGCAGUACAAUCCUUGGUGCUGAACUAUGUCAUGACGCGAGGCUAUCAUGACUCUUCUGCCGCUGAACACCAACAAAGCUCAUGGUCAGAUGAAGAAGAUGAAAGAUACAAACAUAGAGAAGGCGAGACAUCUCCAGGAUCUGUACCCAUCAGUAGGACUUUGGCUCCUACUAACAUUAACAAAAUAGUCAAAAGGUUUUUGAUGGUUGUACCUGAAGAAUUGCGCUCUACCAACAAAGAUGACUUUGAGAGCUACAUGGCAGAUGCUGAACGGCAGUAUAGAGAUGUGUGUCGGUCUUGUGUCUCCUUUGGCUGGCCACGAGAGGCAGUGACACCUGAGUGUCCAUCUGACUCCUCCUCCACUGCUUCCCGUGAAUCUCGACCUGAAGCAGAAGGGAGCAGCUUUUAUGAGGGUCCUCUCUUGCGCAUGCUAAUGGACUUCCUGGAGCACUUACCUGAUCAGGACUAUGACAUCAAUCUCCAAGUGACCUCAUUAGUGGCUACCUUAGCUCUCCUUCCACACCCACACCUUCACGAAUACCUCCUCAACCCGACGGUAACACUGUCGGAAGGUGUGAGAACCCCCUGCACUGUGUUGUCUUCUGUGGUAUCCAAGAUCCAUCAGCCGAUAGUAGAACGUGAGGAUUAUGUUGAUCACUUGAAGGUCACCAGGUACCAGCUCCUUGGAACUAUGGAAGAGUUUGAUUUUGAAAGAGAUGAUGAUGACCGCAAAUUUGAAGCUUUAAUUGUGAUUGAAGAAUUUACCAAGGAAUUAGCAUCCAUAGCAUAUGCCAAUACAGAACAGAAUGUAAUGGAUAAAGUAAGUACCUGGUGCCACUGGUGAUUGAAAAGCAGAAGACCUAGACUCUUCAUUAGCUUUAGAUAUAGUUUAUGUGAUAAAGAAAAUGGUCAAGUGAUCUUGUUAUAUUUUUCUCGAAGUCUUAGGGCAUUGCUGAGGAUAUUUGGUGACAUGAUAUGGUGUUGGUCAUGAGACACUAGUAUAUAUGGUGUGGAGCUGCUUUGUUUUACUUUUUUAAACAGCUUUUGAUUUGUGACCA